AUGAGCGAUGGUGGUAAAGUGGAAAGCAAGAGACAGACGGAGAAUGAAGAUGAAGCUCCGAAACGAGCGAACGCUGACGAGUUUGGCCGAGCAGUUUCGAGGACUGCGGUUGCACAGGUAUGUGAGAGUGUUGGAUUUGAAAGCUUCAGCGAGUCUGCUUUGGAGUCUCUCACUGAUAUUGCAGUCCGGUACCUCUGUGACUUAGGAAAGACGGCGAGCUUUUAUGCCAAUUUAGCUGGUAGGUCUGAGUGUAAUGUGUUUGAUAUUGUGCAAGGAUUGGAAGAUUUAAGUUCCUCUAGGGGUUUUCCUGGUGCUUUCGAGGUCAGUUAUUGUCUCACUGGUUCAGGCACGGUGAAGGAGAUUAUUGACUUUGUGGAGAGUGCCGAAGAGAUUCCAUUUGCACAACCGGUCCCUCACUUUCCAGUGAUAAGAAAUCGGGUUUUGACCCCAAGUUUUCUGCAAAUGAAUGAAAACCCAACAUUCAAGCACAUACCACCAUGGUUGCCGGCAUUUCCCGAUCCUCACACGUACAAGCAUACUCCCACCUGGAAUGAAAGGGCAACAGAUCCUCGUGCUGACAAAAUUGAGCUAGCCAGGCAGAGGAGGAAGGCAGAGCGGUCUUUAUUGAGUUUACAGCAGCGAUUGGUAUGCAACACCAACGGUGCUGCAGUUGCUUCCACUUCAGCUGGUGAAAAUAAUGACCAGAAGGAUUUACAAAUUGCCAAAACUACUAAUCCGUUUCUUGCUAGACCUCUUCAAGCCGGAGAGAGAGAUAUUUCUCCUGCUUCUCGGCCAGCUAUGCUUUUGGAUGAUGCUGCUGCUGCUGCUGAAAAUAGUUUAUCCGUGUUAGACACAUUUGCUCCUGCUAUUGAAGCUAUGAAAGAUGGUAUUUGUGAUACAGUAGAUAAUGGCAAAAAGGUUCUUCCAAACCACAGGCCUUCUGUGCGUUUCAAUUUCAAAACUGGAAAGAAAAUUCUAGGUGAAUCAGUGGAUUUGAGCCUUUGGAGCAAAAGUUCUAAGAAAACAUCAUCUUGGGUUGGACGGGAUGAUGAGAAGGACGACAAGAAGCGGAGAGCUGAGUUAAUUCUUAGACAGUCUAUGGAUAACCCACAGGAACUCACUCAACUGUAA
Thlaspi arvense is the source of this 1131-nucleotide messenger RNA. The record is from the annotation of a GenBank genome assembly. Lineage: Eukaryota; Viridiplantae; Streptophyta; Magnoliopsida; Brassicales; Brassicaceae.